Cordyceps fumosorosea ARSEF 2679 is the source of this 609-nucleotide messenger RNA. RefSeq lists its product as hypothetical. Bases 1 to 609 code for a protein of 202 amino acids. The record is from RefSeq and is a predicted model, not a curated record. The transcript is spliced from 2 exons. NCBI's taxonomy places the organism in Eukaryota, Fungi, Ascomycota, Sordariomycetes, Hypocreales, Cordycipitaceae.
AUGUCCGAUCCCAACCCACCGAGCAGGAACGACGACAAACCCAUCCCGCGGCCCCCCAGAUCCAGCGCCCACGCCGCCCAAGUGCAAGUCCAAAACCGCCGCCGCGAGUAUCUCGACCGCCACCCCCUCUACUUUGACAACCUCGAGCACGAGCUAGCCGACCCCGUGUUGUACGAGCGCCUCGUCAGGCGCCACCAGUCCGCCGAGGAGAGGCAGGCCGAGGGCCGCGCCAAGGGCUACGGCCGCACCCUCGAGGCCGACCUCGUCCGCGGCGAGACCAAGCUCGCCGACCUGAAGCGUGAUGGCGAAGAGCCCUCAACGUCCUGCGGGCGAGAAACGUUGUCUACGACGGGCAUCGAGGGCGGCGCGGUCUGGGACCAGUCCGCCGAGUCCAAGGCCCAGGGCCUCGAGCUGUGGCGCGCGUUCCUGACGCACCGCUUCGUGCACGGCGACGACCGCGAGUUCGACUACGCGGCCGUGGACGCGGACGAGGCGUACGACGGGCUCGCGAGGAUGGACGCCGAGGAGCAGUGGUUCGAGGAUGAGGAGCCUACGCGGGCGGAUGACGCUGCGCCGUUGGAGGGGGAGACUGGUGUUCAGGAUUUCUAA